GGCCAGCUGGGAGAAUCCGGCGCCUGCCUCGCGCUGGGGGUGCGUGAGAAGCAGAGGGGCCAGCCGGGAAUCGGGGCCAUGGCGGAGGCCGCGGCCGAGAAAGCUUAUUACAGGUUCCUUGUGCUUUUCUUCAACUGUCUCUUGACCUUUGGCUCCUACUUCUGCUUUGAUAUUCCCAGUGUCUUGCAAGAACAGUUUCAAGGGAAUCUAACCUGCCCCAAUGGAACUCAACACAAUGGCACAGAACAUAAUGCAACAGCUGAUUGUGUGGAAGGUCUUGGAAUGACUCCUGAAGAAUACAAUCUUCUGUAUGCCAUCUAUGCCUGGACUAAUGCCUUGGUGGUGAUUGUGGCUGGCUUCCUGAUUGACAAACUGGGAAACCGCUUUGGUGUUUUUGUCUUCUCUUUCCUCACUGUCUUGGGAUCAUCCGUUUUUGCAUUGGGCUCCCACUUAAAAGGAACGCCGUACCUCUUGCCGCUGAUGCUGACGGGCAGAUUGCUUUUUGGGUCUGGAAAUGGAUCGCUUACAAUUGUGCAGAAUCGCAUCACGGCCUUUUGGUUCAAGGGAAAAGAGCUGGCUCUAGCAUUUGGAUUGACUCUCUCUUUCUCCCGUCUUGGGAGUGUCCUCAACUUCUUUUUCACCCAGCAGUUCGAAAGCCAUUUUGGAAUCCAGUGGACCCUUUGGGGAGGGGCUUUGCUGUGUGUGCUGGGCUUUAUUUCAGCAGUUACUGUCAGCGUGCUGGACAAAGUGGGUACGAAGCAGCUGGGCCUGGACGGCAUUAUCCAACAAGAGUCCAAGAAAGUGAGAGUUCAAGAUAUCCGAUACUUACCCCUUCGCUACUGGCUUUUGGUCCUUACUAUUAUGUUCUUCUACAACGGGGUCUUUCCUUUUGUGGCUGAUGCGAGUAAGUUCAUCCAAGAUAAGUAUCCUGGCUACAGUCAACAGGCAGCUGCUUAUAUAGCUGGAGCGGUUUAUGACAGCUCUCUUGUUCUCUCUGCGGCUGUUGGCAUACUGAUCGACUAUGUUGGGCUGAGAGGCGUAUUUGCUGUUGGCUGUGCAGUGCUCACAUUGCCUGUAUUUGCUCUCUUGGCCUUCACAUUCGUUCCCCCACUCGUCUCCACAGUCUGGCUGGGAAUCACCUACUCCUUUGCAGCCGCCAGCAUGUGGCCUUCCAUUCCACUCGUCGUUCCCCAAGCCACUUUGGGAACAGCUAUGGGGCUUGCGACGUCCGUACAAAUGGUUGGCAUUGGCUUCUCUAAUGUGAUUGUGGGACGGAUCUUGGGGACAAAGUCCAGUGAACUGAAGAUCCCCUUAUGGCGCUGGCAACAGAUGAUGGUCUUCAUGCUGGCAAACACCAUCGCUUGCAUUGGGACAUCUGUCUGCCUUAACGUAGUAGAUAAGAAGCAGGGUGGCACCCUGAACCGCUCAACCAAACGCUCACCAACCGAGGUGAUGGGCCGACAGCCCGUGGAUGCAGCUCCUCUUCUCAAUGAGGUGGAAGAAGAACGGUCUAUCAACUAAGAAGAGGCCUUCAGGACGUGGAGUAUAACGCAAAAGUGCCAGUGGAUCUCAUUCAACAACGUGUCCCCCUUUUUCUCCUUUCUUCCAGGGUUUAAUAAGGGAAUUUAAGAAACAGGGCAUAAAUCCAGCCUAUAGGAAUAGCUCCUUUCUGAGCCACUACUGUUAGGUGCUACAUGAUAACUGGCUUUUUCUUAGAAACAAAGAAUCUUACACUAUACCUAAUUCUACAGCUGCCAUGAGUGCCAAGAUCUUUAAUGCCGGCUUUUGAGAUAUUUAGCCAUUAAGAUUUAUUCUUCAUAGUGGGAAAUUUUCUACUGAGGAGGUUGAAGUAAUUUUUCUGUGGAUCUUACUGGAAGAAAGUCAGGAACGCAAAUUAACUACUCUGUGCCAGCAGCUGUAUAUACAAAUCUUGCACUCAUUUAAAAAAAAAAAAUCCCCUUGCACUGUUAAAGCUGAAUAACGGAUUUUGUGCUCAAAUGUGCUUGUGGCAUCUACUGCACCAGUAUUAUCAAUAGCCAAGUCAAUUUACAGAGAAAAUCCUUUAUAAUCUUCCUUCUCCAAAGCCAGGAGGUAUGAGUAAUAGUCGUAACUAAAAUUAAGUCAGAGUUUGCCUUCCUAACACAUCUGUUUGAAUUCUCUUGGCUUCGUGUUGAAAUAUAUUCUAACAAUAUUGAAAAUCCUAAUAUAUUCAAGAACUGAGGCAUUAUAGUACAAAACCAGAUUUUUCAUUCAAUUUCCACUUAAUUCCGACUUCUUCUGCAGAAGGGUUGCAGUAGCUCCAUCCUCCACCAUUUUGGGUCAUAAAGGCUAACGCGAAUGAUCGAUCUGACUGCAUAUUUUAUAUUCUGUAUCUCUUCCACAUAAUGUAAUUACUAGUCAUUGUGACUAUAUAGGUUGGUAAUUUCUCAAGAGGGCUGUUUUGCUCUAGACGUAGAAACAUUUCCAAACACAAUACACACUAACUAUAUUGACUUUACUCAGUCUGGACAAGGCCGACCACUCUCUGAGCUCAGCCCAGUGGCAUUUGAUGCUUUGAGCCAGCGGUAGGUAACAUGAUCCCACUAUGCGUUAGCUUUUGGCUCCGCUGUCCUUCAAGCCUUAAACUUAAGAUGUUGCACUGCAAUUAUAAAAUAACACAAGCCCAUGCCAGUAACUGUUCCCAGCAUUAUGGAGCCAAUUGCUGAUAGGAUCACCAUUUGAUUGAUAGGAAGACCAUGCUCUGAUUUGGGGAAGGGAGGAGAUACCACCAAAUUCUCCAGAAUUUGGAAAAAAUAGGAUGUAGACUGCAUGCUGAAGGCAGGGCUCCCUGAACGUAGAUGGAUGCGCGUCUCUAAAAAUGCACAUCACCAUUUCUGAGCCAAUCCCUUCUAUCAUUUCACUAUCAAAUUACAAGCUCACUUGCAGCCCGCUUGGUUUCAAAGCAGAAUGCCAACCUUAGCUUGUUGUUUCUCUACCUCAGCUUGUAGAACAACAAAAAAAACAAACCAAACCAGUGACCUGUAACUGCUGGGGCAGGCUGCUUGGAAUCGUAAGUUUUAGAAUGGGAAAUAUGCACACAUUUUUCUGAAGUGACUGCCAUAGUGGGCGUGGCCACCCCCAAGGGGCCUCUUUGCAAAAUUAUAGUUAAUCAUUGUUCCAAGCGUUCCCUCUGGCCUUGCAGGAUGUUCUCUGUGCUUCAAGGCUACUUUUGCCAUUACUUCUAAACAAAGCAUUGGGGUGCAGCCAUCUACUGUUUCUCAGAAUGUCUGUGCAGCCCAGCUUGCACGAAAACAAGACUGCCAGCUUUUUUUUUUAUUGAAAUUAACUGUCAAAUGAUAUAAAGAGCAAUGGACACAUGUUGAUUUGCCUAAGAGCAGCACUGUUCACAUUUAGACACUGGACAGGGAAAAAAAAGGAUACUGGCAGUGCUACAAAGGGAUCAAGUUAAAAAAAAUGUGGAUACACCACACAACCAUCUUGACUAAUGUGAGAGCCAAUGGUACAGCAGUGGAUUCAAUCAAGUUACUGCUAUUUCCCUGAUCAUUGUUACAAAGGAAGUCUUAAAGGCAUUUCAGUCAAACAAAAACAUUGUGUACUUACGACAGGAAGAACUGGGGAAAUGCUUUUGAUUCCCCUGUAUAGAUUGUCAAUUUAACAAAAGGAACUGCUUGCAUCAUAACUUGUUCAAAGUUUUACUGCAUAACCUAUGGAAACUGAGCAGUCAGUUCAAAGGUUGAGUGUCAAGGUUGCACAGCUAAUGAUCGUGCCACCCCACAAUGGCACAAAUAAAAGGAAUUCCACAAACCUUGCUUUUUUUUUUUUUUUGCCUCCAACAAUAGCUUCUGUGACUCAGAAUUCAUGCAACAUACUGUUAGUUUUGUUACAGUAAAAUCUCAGGAUUAUCAGCAACCUCACAAGAAAUGAC
This is a messenger RNA of Candoia aspera, 3925 nucleotides long. RefSeq names its product major facilitator superfamily domain-containing protein 1-like. NCBI's taxonomy places the organism in Eukaryota, Metazoa, Chordata, Lepidosauria, Squamata, Candoiidae. Bases 79 to 1521 code for a protein of 480 amino acids. The record is from RefSeq and is a predicted model, not a curated record. The transcript has 13 exons. Gene Ontology annotation, molecular function: transmembrane transporter activity. Gene Ontology annotation, biological process: transmembrane transport.